UUAUUCAAACCGGCUCCCAACCAUCGGCAGAAUAACUGAUAUUUAUCGGGACACAACGAAGCGGACGUUACUCGCAGUACAGAGUUUUGCUAUUGAUUUCAAGAAAAAUACAUUUAUCUCCGAAAUGCCCAGAGUAACCAUGAGGAGAUGCAUUAUAAAAAUGAACGACCCCGCGAUUGGAGACUAUUUCAUGUGCAAGAAUUGCAAACAUUUCAUGUUGUCGAGAGAGACGGCAGAAUUGCAUCGUAAAUGUACCAAACAAGUAUUGGCCGCAUUUGAACCAAAGGAAGAUGUAUAUCGCUGUUCAACAUGUGGUAGAUACUUCGAUAACAAAGAGCAAUGGAGUAGACACAAUAAUUUACAUAAAGCAAUCGGAGAUUACAAUCCGUUCAAAUUUGCAUACCUUAUAGACGACGAUAAUUUUGUUAGGAGUUUACGUUUAUAAUUUUAUGUUUUAUUGGCUGUAGUAUUUCGUAUUAUUGUUAUUUAAUUAGUUUUAUG
This is a messenger RNA of Metopolophium dirhodum (rose-grain aphid), 501 nucleotides long. RefSeq lists its product as uncharacterized. The coding region runs from base 125 to 445 and encodes 106 amino acids. NCBI's taxonomy places the organism in Eukaryota, Metazoa, Arthropoda, Insecta, Hemiptera, Aphididae. The record is from RefSeq and is a predicted model, not a curated record. The transcript is spliced from 3 exons.